Rotaria sp. Silwood2 is the source of this 1581-nucleotide messenger RNA. The record is from the annotation of a GenBank genome assembly. NCBI's taxonomy places the organism in Eukaryota, Metazoa, Rotifera, Eurotatoria, Philodinida, Philodinidae.
AUGGCUAUUUAUUCUUCUUCUUUAUUAUCACUAUUAUUCUUAUUAUUGAUAACACACUGUGUUAAUACUGCUAGUCUUCGUUCAUAUUUGCAUUCAUCUUCAACAUGGUCUUUGGAUCGUCGACAUUCUCCAUCCAUUGUUGACAAUGAGUUGACAACAUCAGAACCUGUAUUAUCACGAAGACGUCCUCUAUUGUCAUCAAGUGAACGACGAAAACGUUGGACAAAAGAAGAAGAUAAUGAUGAAGUUGAAAUUCCAAUUGAUGAAACAAAUAUUGAACAAAUUAUUAGUACAACUACUAUUGAUAAUGAAUCAACAGUAUUACGAAACAAUUCGAAUGAUAUAUUUUCAUUCGAUUCAACUAUGAUAAUAGAACAGUCAAAUAUAAGCGAUUCUCAAAUAAAUGUCGAUGAAAAUUCUACUAUAAUUUCAACUAUAACAGAAAUAAAAUAUCCAUUAUUACGACAAGAUUUAUUUGAAAUUAAUGAAACAAAUAUACUAACAACUACUAUUUCAAUUAAUGAUGAGAUUUUACAAAAUAAUAAAACUGAUAUUGAACAAUCAAAUGAAAACAAUGAUAAUGUAACUACAAUUAAUAACAUAUUUCCAUUAACAACAUCCAAUGAAAUCAUUGAUAUUAAUUCAACAGAAUCAGAAACAUUAUCAACAAAUUCCGAUACAUCCGCUAUCCUUCUCAAUUAUACUACAAUUCUUCCUGAAGAAACAAAUGAUAAUCAAACAUUAAUUGAUUCAGAAACAACAAUUGCUUCAGAAUAUAAUACCACAGUAAUUGAUGAGAGUAUUGAUACUACGAUCAUUAUUAAUGCUACACAAAAUGGUACAACAUUCGUUGAGAAAAAAAUAACUAAUGCUACAACCAUACCAGAUGUUGUACAAAAUGUUACAACAGUAACUGAUCAAGGAAUAGGUGAUACGACUGUGACUUCGGAAGUAGUCACACAGAAUGAUACAUCAACUAUGAUUUCUGAUGAUGAUGAAUAUGCAAAUGAAACUACAAGUUCUUUACCCGAAACAACUGUAAAACCUAUAUGUGAUCUUUCAUGUCAAUGUUCACAAGAAUGUUCAUAUGGAUUUGAAAUUAUUGAUAAUAAAUGUCAAUGUGAUCCACCUUGUAAAAAUUAUCAAUGCUUUGGUGAUGAUAUAUGUACUGUAACUAAAACAGGACAAGCUUUAUGUAAACCAGAAAAUGGAACUGAACAUGAUCGUCCAAUUCGUUGUUAUCAACCGCGAGAUGCAGGUUAUCAUGAUGUCAGCAUUCGAUAUCAUAAUCGAUGGUAUUAUGAUCCCAUGCAAGAUACAUGUCAUUUAUUUGUUUAUCGUGGUUUGGGUGGAAAUGAAAAUAAUUUUGAAACAUUACAUGACUGUCAUUUAGAAUGUAUCACUUGUGCUCCAUCGCCAGAUCCGGGUACAUGUUUCGGUCGUCUUCAAAUGUGGUAUUAUGAUUAUAAACAAAAAAAAUGUUUACCAUUUGAUCAUUCAGGCUGUAAAGGCAAUCAAAAUAAAUUCUUACGAAAACAAGAAUGUAUUGAUACAUGUGUUACUCGAAUACUCAAUCUUUAA